AUGGCGUGGCUAUGGCAGGCAGGUCUCAUUUUGCACCUAGGACAUGGUGGACGGCCAUGCCCUCAUUACGGGCAGUACGAGAGGAUGGUGGAAGAUGACCCUUUCUUGGACGAGCCUGCGGAGGUAGAAGACUCCACCAUUCAAGACGAAUUUGCAGCGGGCUUCAAACCGAAAGGGCGGUUUCUCCAAGGGGACAAAUUGUUUACUAUAGUUCACACUAAUGGUCUCCACACCCUCCCAAUUCGCUUUUGUGGAUGCCCAGACAACAUCCACACACCUGAGUGGACUUCCGUCCUACAGCACCGACUUUAUCCCGCCACAUUCAAAGAUGUCCGCACAGUCUUCACAUUCGAAGUUUUGGACCUAUACUACAUGCUGGAAGUGGAGUGCCACUCUUCGACUUACCAAGUUUUCUCUCUCCUCCGACGCACCACGAACAAGACAUUCCCCUCCACAGUACCCGACCGCGAGAGAGAGCUUGGACGAGUUGGGCGACAGUGGCUUUGGCUGAAAGAGAGAAAAUGGUUCGGUUUUGGUCACGAAGAUCGAACGCCGGGUGAUGGUGAAGCAGCAUUAUUCUGCGCCGCUUGUCCUCAGCCAGGUGUAAAUCUACCUGAUGACUGGAAAGAAGAUCGCCGGAAAGCUAGGCAAGUCACCUACUACACAAUUUCUUACAGCAAGAAAGAUACAGAAGACGUAUGGUUGAAGGCUGGGGAGGGAUUCAUGACGGAGAACUCCGCGUUCGAGGAACAUUUGAGGACGUCCCACCAGGUGUCACAAAAACCAACGUGCCAUGAACACAAAGCGGCGGAGGAUCAGUGGCAGGUCCACAAGGGGUGUGAUGUGACGGGAAUCGGGGCUGCAGCAUGCAUGAGGCAUGGUGCAUAUGCACCUGGUUCCGUCGUGAACUUCCAGAAAGGUGAAAGACAAGUGAACAUGGACUACGCCAUUAACAAGGCAUUCAAAACCACUCAAAUGGAGGGAAUCACCACGGCACUGGUGGCUUACGAUAUCGCCUGCCAGUACGCCGUCCAUUUCCUUGAAAGAUUUGCCAAAAGCCCGGAGCUCGACCUUGCGGACGACCUCAUAGUCAAAUUCGUCAUCGGCUUAUUCCACGUUCAUGGUCACAAAAAGGAAUGCUAUCCUCGGUAUGCUUCAACCUUUAUGACUGGCGCAGCUGUCAGGAGUGGGGAAAUUUUAGAAUCUCUUUGGGAAAUUCUGAACCGUGUAUCGGGAAGAACGAGAGUGAUGGGUCAUGCUAUGCGUGUCGAGAUACUCGACGCGGUUAUGGCGGAUAGUAAUUGGAAGAAGCUUCUCAAACUUGUGGAGGUCAUUUGUAAGGAAUGGCCUGAUAAAUGGGAGAAAAUGGAGUUGGCUAUUACCGAGUUUGAACUAUUGGACUCGACGGUUACCAACGAGCAGAGGGAGGCCUGGACCAACCAGGCGAAGAAAGCUCAGCGAGAUCGUGUUUCAAACCCACAGGCCAUGGACGUCUACCUGUCGAACUUAGAAGCCCCAAAACCACUAAAACAGAAGGAAGUGAGCUUGAUGGAUGGGGAGAGGAGUCAAGGGGAUGGCCUGGGGGUAACUCAAUGGCUGUCGUUGGGCAUUAGCAUCCAAGAAUCACAAUGCUCACUAGUCGCAUUCAUCCGCAGAUACAAGCGCCGGAUGACAGAUUCCCGUACGCACGAAGUGGCUCGACGGAGGGAAAAGAUCCUCAAGGACCUUGCAUCAUUCGUUGAAAUUGCGUCCCAGCUUUUUCCCGAAGUGGACUUCCCUGAAUCUGGUGGCAUUUCCUUCGUCCCUCUGUCUGAGGAACUGUUGACGGACGAUGAAGAUGAGGGGGAGGACGAUUUAGACGAAGAAAGCCACUCCCAAGAUCGGGUGGAAGCAGAAUACCGAGCGUGCCCCCUUCCUUCAUCUCUUUCGCCCAUUCCUACCACGCUCACCGACGCUGUGAACAAAGAGAAAGAAUUGCGGGUGGCCCAAGCCGAAAAUCAUCUGGAAAGUAUCCGCUCUAAAGUGAGUCGGAAAUCAUACCUUUACAGAAACAAUCUCCGCCAUUCAAACACCAAAGUGGCCAAAACAAGAGCGCGAGAGACCAUUGCCGUAGCAGAAAGGGAACUCAAGCACCACUGUCGCGUUUAUGAGCAAGCUCGGUGGGCUUUGGGUCGCCUCCAUGUUCCGCAGGAAGUUCUCGCAAGAUUUCAGAAGAUCAAUCCCCGCAUUGAUCUGAGAGUUAACACUGCCAUCGCUGAUCCGAAUGCCCGUGGUCAAAGUUCCGAGACUUUGUCUUGGAUUUGGAAAACAGCUACGGAACUUGUCGGGGACAGGGAUCAAUACUUGGUUGAAUUAUAUCGAGUGAACUGGCUGCAGGCCAGAGAGAAGAAGCACAGGUGGAUUGAGGAAAUUACGCUAGUGGAAGCCGAAAUGGACUGGAUUCCCCGCUUUUUCUCCUUCCAGGCGGGGAAGUGGAAGUCCCGGGCGGAGACUUCCACUCAGAAGCCUGGGCAUUUGGCAUAUGCCCACCGCCAAGCAGCGAUGUGGGAAAAGCUUGAAGGAUAUGCCAGGAAAUCUUUCACAAAGCUUCUGAACCCGAGUCAGAGUUCGACAGAACAAUGA
Molecule: messenger RNA, 2622 nt
Organism: Coprinopsis cinerea okayama7#130
Lineage: Eukaryota; Fungi; Basidiomycota; Agaricomycetes; Agaricales; Psathyrellaceae
Exons: 8
Coding region: 1-2622 (873 amino acids)
Source: RefSeq, a predicted model, not a curated record